AUGGCUCGCUCGCUGUGGACGUGGCUGGCGCUCCUGGCCCUGCAGCUGGGAGCAGCCACUGCCGACAACUCCGCCUGCACCUGCACCGGCCUUGACUACACCGAUGGCGGCUCGUACCUCGUCGACGGGUCCGCCGACGGCGACUUUACCUUUACUUCGGUCUUCAGCUCCUGCAGCACGCCCGACACUGUCCAGCCGAUCCUCGUUGGGCCCAAUAACGAGCAGUUUACGUGCGGCGCCAUUGAGAUGCAGAUCGACGACGAGCAGCAGCGGUCGUCCUGCGGAGUGCCGUACUCGCAAAUGUCGUCGGGAACCUGGACCAUCGUGAUCCAGGCUGACAACACCAACUUCCAGGUGAUCCGCGUGUUCCAGCUGACCGUGACGACGGCCGACCACGUCACCACGACGGUGACGCCGACGGUGGUCGUGGUCGUAAGCCGUUGCGGUGACAGCCCGUCCGGCACGCGCACGCUCACGCAGUGGCUGCCCGCGCCCGUGACAACGAUCGAGACGGUCGUCGAGCACACGCGCACGGCGGGAGUAACCACGUCGGCGUACGUGACGACCGUGGGCGUCGCGGCGUACUGUCAC
Molecule: messenger RNA, 591 nt
Organism: Lasiosphaeria miniovina
Lineage: Eukaryota; Fungi; Ascomycota; Sordariomycetes; Sordariales; Lasiosphaeriaceae
Exons: 4
Source: RefSeq, a predicted model, not a curated record